Lachancea dasiensis is the source of this 600-nucleotide messenger RNA. The record is from the annotation of a GenBank genome assembly. NCBI's taxonomy places the organism in Eukaryota, Fungi, Ascomycota, Saccharomycetes, Saccharomycetales, Saccharomycetaceae.
AUGAGAUUUACAUACGCCGCGCUUACACUAACUGGCGUCAGUCUAGUACUUGGAGAUAGCGGUGCUUUGGGCGCCUAUGGGGGAGACGCGAGCUCCAGUAACAAAGCGGCUUCUGUAACUAGUUCUGUACAAAGCCAUAAAUUGGUCCAAACUAGCAACGUCGAACAAAAUACCUGGGCAUCAUCUGACAUAGGAGACUCUACCGAUGCGACAGCUACCGAUGCGACAGCUUCCUCUGCAGCUACUGCUGCAGCUACUGCCACCACUACCACAACAGGCGGUCCCAUUACGGUAGUAACAUCACAAAAUUCCGCCGGCGAGACCUAUCUGUCGACGGUGUGGUGGACACCCAGUGUCACGAAAUGGUGGACCCCAGAGAGUGAAAUAGCGAGCAGCACGGCAAGCGACAGCUCGACCGGCUCUUCAUCCGCAUCUCACGUAACAACGGCUACCUCCUCAGGUUCUAAAAGUGCCAAGAGUUCAUCCACCGCAUCCGUGAGCUCUUUGAACACCCAAAACUCCACCAACGCUGCAGAUCGGCCUCAGGCCGGUGUCUUCCUCGGCCUGGGAGCCAUGGCGCUUGGAGCGAUGGCCCUUUGA